GCAUAUACUCUGGCCAUAUAUAUAUAUGUAGAACUUCCAACCACGGUGGCUAUUACUCCUGAUCUGAGUUCCUUGCAAUUCUUGUCCUACUGUAAAGAGUCUUCGACAUCAGUCAUUGACAGCUGUUCUCGCCUCACUGUGCAAUUUUACCACUGGCACAGUGUUAUCCAUCCAAGAGUUUCCAACUACCGGCACACACCACUUCGUAGUGCCUCCCAAAACGAUUUCUGUAUGUGCAGAGAACCGCAAUUCAUCAAGAAUUUCCUGAGUCGAGCUCCAGCUAGAAAGCGCCAAAGCAUCGCUCAACGACUUACGGGCGUUGGUUUGUUGCUACCGGACUGACUUGCAUCCAUUAUUAAUGAGUAUAGCAGCUGACUCCUUGCCAGGAAGCCUCAUUAAUUCGACAGCUUGCGCUCUUCCAAUACCACUCUUGUACAAUGACGCGCUCGCACAAACUGAACGAUCGGGACCACACCGGGCCCGCUGAGGAUGAACAUCUUCCUCGCUACUUUGCAAAGACGGGUCCCGUCGCUGUCGAUCCCCACAAGACGAAGAAGAAUGGGGCUGGGAAGGGUAACUGGGGCCGCUCCGGAGAGGAGGUACAAGACUAUGAAUAUACAUUCACCAAUACGCGACGCCAUUCCAAUAGCAGUAACCAUGGCCUGACCGACUUCAAAACCAAGUUUGAAACUGUCGAAGCGGAGCCUGUAUUCGAAGAGGAACUGCAUGGACAGCCUGAGCCAGGUCAGACAGGCGCCUAUAUUAUCUCCAAAGUUGACAGUAAUGAAAGCAGCGGUAGCACUACUGAGAGCGCCAAGGACUAAGUAUUGAACUUGAAGGACGAAUGCGUUGGGGUGCAGUUAUCACAAGAUAUGAAAGGGAAGGUUCUAUGUUUGCCUAUUAUGAUGUAUUAUUAUUAUUAUUAUCAUUAUAUGUCGGAAUGAUUAGUUAGUUAUUUUUCUACGGUACUUACUUACAUA
Messenger RNA from Paecilomyces variotii, 980 nucleotides. RefSeq lists its product as hypothetical. The record is from RefSeq and is a predicted model, not a curated record. The coding region runs from base 438 to 824 and encodes 128 amino acids. NCBI's taxonomy places the organism in Eukaryota, Fungi, Ascomycota, Eurotiomycetes, Eurotiales, Thermoascaceae. The transcript has 3 exons.